Argiope bruennichi is the source of this 604-nucleotide messenger RNA. RefSeq lists its product as uncharacterized. The transcript is spliced from 3 exons. The record is from RefSeq and is a predicted model, not a curated record. NCBI's taxonomy places the organism in Eukaryota, Metazoa, Arthropoda, Arachnida, Araneae, Araneidae. Bases 114 to 560 code for a protein of 148 amino acids.
UCAGAGUAUAUGCUUAGUGUAAAUCAUAUUUUCCCCAGCCUUAGGACAAGCUACGCAUGCGAAGACCUUGAAGAAAUAUGCAUUUAAGUAUGGAUAGUGAUUUUCCAUCCUGAAUGCGAGACAUUAAUGCUUUGUUGACAAGCCUUUGCUUCCUUAAAAAAGUGGAUUUUCCAUUUUUUUCUUCUGUCUUAAAUUCUUUUGUUCAUACAGUGAUGCACUCUUUGCAAGAAAGUGUUUGGUGGAAAGGCAAAUCCACCCGAUUGCAAAUGAUUGUUGCCUUAAUUAUUUUCGCGACAGUGAUUUUGCCACUCAUCGGGUAUCGCAUAACUCAACGUGGUAAAUUCUUCGAAAUCCUAGCUGCUAUUGGCUUCUUGGCUUUAUUUUACAAAUUUUACAUGAAAACUGCAAUCGAAAAGCCUCUGAACAAGAAAGAGGAGUCCCUGAAUUCCAAAACAACUUCGUAUAAUCAUAGAAUAUCCAAACCAUAUAAUUACGACCCAAGCGAUACAGGCAUCCAAAACAACUUUGGACUUACAGAUCUUGUUGAAGGCGAUGUAUGAAAAUUUGUACUGUUAAUUUUGUGUAUUUUAUUUUAUAUUUUUAA